CACCAACUUCCUCUUGCAAUCCCUACCUCCCUGACGCCAUCAAUACAAUGAAGUAUUACAUUCCUCUCCUUGCCUGUGCCGCCAUUAGCGCUGCUGCACCAGCUCCUCAGAUUGAAAAUGGCGGAGACUGGCUGAGACGCUCGCCUGAGAAGCGCCAGAUUGAAAACAGUGGCGACUGGUUGAAGCGCCAGAUCGAGAACGCCAACUGGGAAUGGCUAAAGCGCCAGAUCGAGAACAGUGGCGAUUGGCUGAAGCGUGAUAGCCCUGUUCACCAGGAAAAGUAGGUUGGCUCUACUACUCCAAACUCUCUGAUAGCUGCUGGUCUGGAGCAACCAUAUCCCUAAUCAAAGCUCAACAUUCCUUUAGUGUGACCAUACCAUUUUUAAGCGAAUAAAUAUGUUACUUGUAA
This is a messenger RNA of Linderina pennispora, 409 nucleotides long. RefSeq lists its product as uncharacterized. The coding region runs from base 48 to 284 and encodes 78 amino acids. NCBI's taxonomy places the organism in Eukaryota, Fungi, Kickxellomycota, Kickxellomycetes, Kickxellales, Kickxellaceae. The record is from RefSeq and is a predicted model, not a curated record. The transcript has a single exon.